GGGGCUCCGGCCGGGGCGCGCGCUGCCCUCGCUCCCUCCGCGCCCGCCGCAGCGCAGGGGUCCCGGUCAUCUCCCUUGUCCAGUUCUUCCUGGAUGGAACAAGAAAAUAAACAGGGUGUGUAUGAAGCCCAGGACUCAGAAGACAAAAGGAUGGGCUCUGAUUUUGAGAACUCUGAAGACAGGGAACGGAACCCAGAAGAAAGAGGAAUGGGCUCUAAUCCACAGGAUGCAGACAAGAGAGAAGGCCACCCAGAGCAGGAGCUGGGCUCCAACCCACAGGAUGAAGCUCUAGGAAGGGACCCAGAGGAGAGGGAACUGGUGUCUGACAUCUGCCCAGAUGGGCUGCUGAGUGAGGAAGAAGGGGCUGUCCUCCGCGAGGAUUACCCGUCUGGCGUAGCUGAGAUGGCGAUGUUCCCGGGACUGGGACUGGGACUGUCGGAGUCGGAAAGCCUUUCCCGGAGCCCCCGGGAAGAAGAGGAGAGCGCAGGCGAGAACCGGCCGGACGAAGAGGCGCAGCCGCCCGCUCCCACGCUUCCCUGGAGGCGGCACCUCUCGCUGGGGAGCCGGCACCGGAGCGACAAGGCCGCCCACCGCCGCUUCCGCCGCCUCCACCACCCCGUGGCCGUGGACCUCGGGGAGCUCGACAGCCUGAUGGCCAGCAUCAUGGACGCGCCCACCAUCUGCCCCGACUGCGGGGAGAGCUUCAGCCCGGGCGCUGCCUUCCUGCAGCACCAGCGCAUGCACCGCCUGGCGGAGGCCGCGGCCGCCGCCAGCCUGGAGCCCUUCGGCUUGGCGGGCGAGUGCGGCGGGGUGGUGGGGCUGGUGGGCGUGGGCGUGGGCGUGGGCGGGGCGGGGGGCCUCGGGGCGGGGCCCGCGCUGGCCCGGCCCGCGCGCGAGAAGCCCUUCCGCUGCGGCGAGUGUGGCAAGGGCUUCAGCCGCAACACCUACCUGACCAACCACCUGCGCCUGCACACGGGCGAGCGGCCCAACCUGUGCGCCGACUGCGGCAAGAGCUUCAGCUGGCGCGCCGACCUGCUCAAGCACCGGCGCCUGCACACGGGCGAGAAGCCCUACCCGUGCCCCGAGUGUGGCGAGGCCUUCAGCCUCAGCUCGCACCUGCUGAGCCACCGGCGCGCGCACGCGGCGGCCAGCGGCGCGGGGGCGGCGGCGCUGCGGCCCUUCGCCUGCGGCGAGUGCGGCAAGGGCUUCGUGCGCCGCUCGCACCUGGCCAACCACCAGCGCAUCCACACGGGCGAGAAGCCGCACGGCUGCGGCGAGUGCGGCAAGCGCUUCAGCUGGCGCUCGGACCUGGUGAAGCACCAGCGUGUGCACACGGGCGAGAAGCCCUACAUGUGCUCCGAGUGCGGCGAGACCUUCAGCGUCAGCUCGCACCUCUUCACGCACAAGCGCACGCACUCGGGCGAGCGGCCCUACGUGUGCCGCGAGUGCGGCAAGGGCUUCGGGCGCAACUCGCACCUGGUGAACCACCUGCGCGUGCACACCGGCGAGAAGCCCUUUCACUGCGGCCAGUGCGAGAAGCGCUUCAGCGACUUCUCGACGCUCACGCAGCACCAGCGCACGCACACGGGCGAGAAGCCCUACACCUGCAUCGAGUGCGGCAAGAGCUUCAUCCAGAGCUCGCACCUGAUCCGCCACCGCCGCAUCCACACCGGCAACAAGCCGCACAAGUGCACGGGCUGUGGCAAGGGCUUCCGCUACAAAACGCACCUUGCGCAGCACCAGAAGCUGCACCUGUGCUAGGGCUGGGCCGCUGGGUGGCUGCCCUCGGGGAGCAUGUGGGGGAGUAGACGUCCUGGGACUAGACUGUGUAGAAGGAAAUGGGUGUGGGGCGGGAGGGACAAUCUGAGUAGCCGGGGAGUCUCUUGGUGUUAGGGGGUCUUGAAGGGGAGGGUGGCGUAAGUGUUGCUCUUUAGGGAUGUGAUCAUUUGCCUGCCUCCUCCCCAACGAGGACAUGCAUGCUUGGGACACGUGCUUGAGCGGGGACUUCUUCAAAUAGGCACAGCAGGGCGUGAGGAGCCGGUGGGAGUGCAGGCAUUUUGAGGACCUUGAAGAAGGGGAGUUGGGGGCAUAGGGGAGUGAACAGGAUGGCAGGCGAUAGAGUAGUGGGGCUCUGAGGGCCUGUGGGAAUCAGGGAAGGGGAGGACGUGGUUACAGGGCAGGUAUGAAUAAUUCAGUCCUGGUCUCACCAACUGGUAAGCCACUGUUCGCCCUGCCACCCCCCCCCCCCCCACAUCGGCUGCAGUCUCAUGAAAAGUAGAGGAACCUUGUCCAUCCUAUUGGAGAGGAUAUUUUGUAUAUUCUUCCCUUCCUUUCUCUGAGCCACAGUUCGCUGCUAUUUUGAGGCAUCCAGGGGAAACUGGGCAUGAAAGCUUACACACUGUUCUCAAGGGCAAAAUUGAAGUUUAGACACUCAUUCAUAACUAGUUUUAAGGUCACCUGGGAAAUCUUGGUCCUGCCCCCUGGUUCUUUGCUACUUCCUUUAAAGUAGUCUAGCUUCAUGCUGGGUGAAGGGUGGUCUAUGUGGAUGUCAGGUGUUAGGGGUGUGCCAAGCCCAGUAUUUCGGGUCUCCCUUGUGAUCUUCUAAGUGCAGGGAAAUGAAACAAUCCUAGCUAUGUGUGACUUUUCGCUUUCCCAGACCAGCAUGAUGCUUGUUUCCAGUGAAUCUCAGAUCAGCAACGGUUGCCCCAGUGACCUGCUACAAAAGUCAACUAGCUCAGAGUUUAGCCAGCCUUAUGUGAGAAAUCCAGGAGAGCAAAUGUUCACAUGUUGGGGUACAAGGCUUCUUUGUCUCAUCUGCCUUCACUCUGUAUCCAGUGCACCCCUCCCCCUUGGUAGUAACGGGGGAGAUGGGGAGAUCGUCAAACAGCCACUGUCAUCCACGUUGUAAUGGACUUUUGGUCUGAGUAGAAAUAAAUGUCUUUUACUUACACGGGGAGGCACAGUAGAAAGCUCAAGGCUUUGCACAAGGAAGGCACGAGCAGGGAGAGGUGUAAGUGCAAAAUUGCCAAAUAGCACAAGCAAUGAAUGUUUUCUGGUUGUUCUAUAAAUGCCAAAAUAGCACUUUUAUAUUUGUAAAGUGCUUUAUGAUUUUUAAUGAUUGUUAGUUGUUUCUCACGUCUUUGUGAAGUUAGAUCAGUAUUAUGACCCCUAUCAUAGGGAAGACUUGGGGACAGGAGUACAGUAGGCUGUUCUUGAAGAGAGGCAGAUGACCGUGUGGAUAGGUACGGUCUGACCUUUUGUGCUCUCCAGCUCAGCUGCUAGAAAGACUUACCUGUCAUGAUUUAUAUAAUAAAGACACUGAAGAUUCUAAUGCUUCAUGGAAAACUUAAGGCUAGUCUAGAAAGGCCAAAGAUGUCCUUGUUGACAAAGCUGGUCUUUGUCAUGUAUUUAGGGUGUCUUAGGUUUGUUCUGUCUAGUAGGGGGCUGUAGUUAGAUGACUCUUGUACAGGUUUCAGUCACCUAUGCUGAAAAUCCCUCCCCUAGGUUAGCCUUUAGAAGUUAGAGUUGUGGAAAGCAGUCUUGUUUCCUUCACUAGUGAUUGUUGGUUGCUCUGUACUUUUCAUGGAAGCAUCUUCACAAACUGUUGGACACAUUCGAAGGAAAAGAAGAAAAACUGCAAGAUUGUUUUUAUAGUUCUAGCAAACUUUUUCUGUGGAUGCUGGUAAUUUAUACUUGAUCAGUUGUAUUUUAGCAAAGAACCUCUUUGGGGACUGUAGGAAAGCAUGUUUUUGUCCUUAUAAAAACACCUUCAAAAAAAAUCCCGAGAAUUCUGGGCUUGUAUAAUAUAGCCUGUUGAUCUUGCCCUCUUAAUCAGUUUAUUAUUAUUUGCAAAUGCAAAUAGAUUUUCAAAAGAUAGAUAAUUUUGCAAGAUACUAAUUAUUUUCUCUUAGUUGAGUAAUAUGAACAAAGUAAACGUCCAUUAUUUAUUCUCUUUCCUCUGAAUACUAAGUAUUUAGGACUCUUUUGAAAAUAAUAUAACCAGUUUGUAGGUAAUCUUAUUCCUUUGUGUUUUUUUUUUUUUUUUUGUUACGCACAUCUACCUCUUCCAGCCGUUUUAAGUUCUCUCCAGUCUGUGCCUAUGAAAUCUCAUCCAACUUUUGAUUGUUCAUGGAUUAAUUAUCCACUUUAUGGGUUAUGUGGCCUUUUGCUGUCAUUGUACUCUGUUGUACAGUCUCAUCUGCAUCAGCUAUGUUACAUAUGGGCAGCUUUCAAGAGAUAGUUCAGCAGGAGAAGGGGAUUGAAGCUUAUAUAGAAUAAUUUGGUGGCAGUGGAAAUCUUUGGAUUUCAUUGACCUCUCUUCUUUCAAGUACGAGAGAUAAGAGAGUCAGCCACCACCUCAGUAUCCCUUUUAUGAGCAAAUCCCUUAGCAGAAGAAAACAGUCCAACCACCAACACCCCCACUCUCAUGGUGCAUUUAAAAUGUGAUUCCAUUUUUCUUACAAUUCUUCAGGGAACAUAGCUGCAUUAAGUGAAUUUGAAUGCAGUCAGGAGGUCAUUUCUUAUAUCUAGUUUGAGAGUAAUAGGGUUUUUUUUUUUUUUUUUCAGCAAACUCUAUUAACCGUGGUUCACCCUUCAAAAUGUUCAUUUGAAGAUUCCAUCCAUCAGCUCAUUAAUGAUGGUGGAGGCAAGUGUAUCAUUUGUUUCCUGGGGAAUUUGGUCAGGUGCAGGCUGCUCUUUCCUUAGCAAAACCUGGAGCAGUUUCGGUAGGUUAAAUGGCUUGAUUAAAUCUUGAGCUCUGAGUUGGAAAGAGAAGAUGAGAAGUUAACCCCUUGAGCCAUGUGGUCUCUUCAGGAUCAAGAGGCUGUACAUGUGUGAAAAAUACGGACUAAGAACCUGUGUUCAUAGACAAUCCGAACUGUGUUUCUGAAGUUUGUGCACAUUUUCCUUCACUGUAAUAUUAUUUUACAGCUGUUUGUUAAAAUAGUGAAUAAUUUAAUGGUUUUAAAAGUAACAGGUUUUGUGUGUGUACUUGUAUAUGUGAGAAUUGCCUUAUUUUCAGAUUGUUUUAUUUAAUGAUGGUUCCUUGGACAGCGUUCUAAUGUUCAGCAACCAUGGAAUAUUUGUCAUUAAAUCCAUAUCAGUCUUUUUCCA
Messenger RNA from Canis lupus familiaris (dog), 5112 nucleotides. RefSeq names its product zinc finger protein 697 (gene ZNF697). The coding region runs from base 94 to 1761 and encodes 555 amino acids. Gene Ontology annotation, biological process: negative regulation of transcription by RNA polymerase II. Gene Ontology annotation, molecular function: DNA-binding transcription repressor activity, RNA polymerase II-specific. NCBI's taxonomy places the organism in Eukaryota, Metazoa, Chordata, Mammalia, Carnivora, Canidae. The record is from RefSeq and is a predicted model, not a curated record. The transcript has 3 exons.